AUGUUGGCUGCAACGAUCGCAGCAGCGCUGAUCUUUUUUAUGGUGCAAAGAUCUGGAGCCUUGGCCCUCGGAACAGCUUGCUGGGAUGAACGCCUAUCACGAGCGGGGAGGAACAGCAGCUGUGUGGCUUCGCAGCCUUUCCUGAUAUUCGGCCAUGGCAAAGCCGUUCAUCGGAUGAACCUGGAGGGGAAGCACCGGAGGAGACUUUUGGCCGGUGUGGGGAGAUCGGUCCUGUUCGACUUUCAUUACAGAGAUGAAGAUGUUUACUGGGCUGACAAACACACCGGGGUCAUCUACAAGGCGUCAGUGAGAGGGGCACAAAAACAGAAACUGCACUCAUCUGACAAGCACAUCUCGGGCCUGGCAGUGGACUGGAUCUGGAACAGCGUUUAUUGGACAAGUCGAGAAAAGGGAAAAAUCAAGAGAAUGGAUUUAAAUGGGAAAAAUGAGAGAACUUUAUUAAGGCACUUGAACCAACCGAGUUCCAUAGCUGUUGACCCCACAAACAGGUUUCUUUUUUGGCUGUCUGGUGGGAUGACUCCCAGUAUCCAGAGGUCUGAUUUGACCGGCCUGGAGAAAACUACACUUAUUAAGAUGUCAGAGCAACUCAACUCACUUACGAUCGACCGACAAGACAAGAGACUGUUCUGGGUUCAGUUUGGUCUUCAAGGAGAAAGCGCCAUUGCCUCCUGUGAUUACAACGGAAACGCCCUUCACAUUAAAGAUCAGCCACUUUGGUCUCGGGUGCUGGGGAUAUCAGUUUUUCUGGAGAAUUUAUACUACACUGACGCUGGAUCUCGGAUUAUAAAACAAAUGAACAAGUACACUGGAGGAAAAGCACUGGAUGUGAACACAAAGCAAAUGACAAGACCCCCGAUUCAGAUCAAGGUGGUACAUCCCCUCAACCAGCCACUGGCCGACUCCCUAUCUUCAUUCCCAGGUUGUGACAAACAGACUGGAAACUGUAUGAAUGUUUGCUCCAACAUGGCUGAACAAGGGGUUUGCCACUGCACUGAGGGAUUUGCUCUCAGUAAGCAAGGGACUCAUUGUGAAGACGUGAAUGAAUGUGCCCACUGGAACCACGGCUGCUCUCUCGGGUGUGAGAACAUCCCAGGCUCCUAUUUCUGUACCUGCCCAAAAGGUUACGCCCUCCUACCAGACAGGAAGACAUGUGGAGAGAUCUUGCCGUGUGAAGGGAAUAUGACCAACUGUGGCCACGGCUGUCUGACAACAGAUGAGGGCAACGUGUGUGUGUGCCCUGAGGGAUCUAUACUGCAGGAAGAUGGACAAGCCUGUACUGGCUGCUCAUCGACGGACAUGGGGGGCUGCAGCCAGCUCUGUACUCCUGUCACCCCCAGUGAGUGGCAGUGUGGUUGUCUGCCAGGCUACCGGCUCCACCAGGACGGCAAGCGGUGCAUUGCAACCGGACCACCACCGUAUCUGCUAGUUGCCAAUUUUGUAGAUGUGCUAAGAAUUAACCCUGACGGCACAGGGGAUCAAACCCUGGUGGAGGAGCCCAGAGGAACAAUCGUGGCAUUGGACUAUGACCCUGUCCAAGAGAAUGUGUACUUCUCCAGUAUAAACCGAAAGACAAUUGAAAGGGUUGAUUUGAACGGUGGAUCCAGAGGCAUUGUCAUUUCUGAGGAUCUGAACUCUCCGGAGGGACUGGCCAUUGACUGGGUCCAUCGCAGGAUGUACUGGACGGAUGAAAGUCGCUCAACUGUUGACUGCAGUAGUCUGGUUGGACUAAGCAGAGAAACUAUUGUGAGCAAAGGGCUGGAGAAACCAAGAGGAAUCAUAGUUCAUCCCCUGGAAAAGAAGUUGUUCUGGACUGAUAUCGGUGCCCAGCCUGUGGUGGAAAGCGCGUCUUUGGAAGGAAAAGAGCGAACCAUUAUUGCCAGCACCAACCUUGUGUCCCCCAGCGGCCUGGCCAUCGAUUUCACAGAGGAUCGUCUGUUCUGGUGCGACCAACACCGAGGUCUGGUGGAGACGGCUGCCCUGGACGGCUCAGACAGACGGGUCCUGCUAGAGAACCAAGUAGGUCGACCUUUUGACCUGGCAGUUUUCGAGGACAGGCUCUGGAUCUCUGACCGGGAGCACCGGCAGCUGACAAGCGUGCACAAGCGGACUGGGAAGAAACUCCAGAGUAUCCAUGGCAACAUGGUCCAGCCGGCAGCCAUUGUGGUGGUUCAUCCUCUCGCAAAGCCAGGAGCAGAUGUUUGCCUUCAUCUGAACGGAGGUUGUGCUCAGGUGUGUGAAAGCAAACUGGGACUGGCUCACUGCUCCUGUCUCUCACGUUACAUCCUGUCAGCCGACAGGAGAAGCUGCUCGUCUGCUGAUGCCUCAAACGAAACAGCAGAAUCUGGAGAGAGUGACCCCACUGAUGUAACGUCCCUGAAACGCAGUGAACCAACGUUCUUCACCGACAAGAUGGUCUCAGACCAGAACGAAUGUGACUCGCUGCGUUGUGACGUGAACGCCCAGUGCCUCCUUCGGGCCAGAAGCCCAGCCUGUCUGUGUCUGGAGGGUUUCACAGGUGAUGGACAGGUUUGUGAGGAGCCGGAGGCGGCAUCGACUCUGUUGACGACCAGGAGCCCUGCUGACGUGACCACGCUGCACCACAUCAGUGACUCAGUGGAGAGCUGCCCCCCCUCCCAUGAGUCCUACUGCCUGUACCAGGGGGUCUGCUUCUACUUCCCUGAGCUGAAGUCAUAUGCCUGCAAUUGUCCUUUGGGCUACAUGGGCGAGCGCUGUCAGUUCAGUGAUCUGGAGUGGUGGGAGCUGCAGCAGGCCGAGGAGGAGAAGAGGAGGAACGUGGUGAUCGCGGCCAGCAUGGUGCUCCUCAUCUCCCUGCUCUCCAUCGCUGCCUGUGUCACCUACUGCUACGGAACGAGAAAAUUCUUCCGCAAACAGCCGUCAGUGGAUAACGUGAGUGAGACCAGUGUGACAGACGAGAGCACGUCAGAAACCACCCCCGUGCCUCGGGUAAGACCAUCAUCACCAUGUUACUCUGUGGUUAUGCAGUUCUACUUGCUGAUGGAAAGUGGUGCAGAAGGAAGAGUCGUACCUGCCAUGGGCUGUCCCAGGAGAGCCAUCUGUCCAUCCUGCUCUUCAGACACAGGUGACAACCACGUGUCUGAGGAGACAGAAACAUUGUCCAAACACAACAGAGGGUAUGAGUGUUCAAUGGUGUCGGCUGUUGCCAUGGAGAUCACCCAACCUACAAGUCCAUCACCAGCAAGUUCAUAUACGUGUUCAUCUUUAAAGCCACAAACAACAGCACCGGUCUCCAAGACAACAAGCCUGGAGUCGCCUGCUUCCUAG
Messenger RNA from Limanda limanda (common dab), 3324 nucleotides. RefSeq names its product epidermal growth factor (gene egf). The record is from RefSeq and is a predicted model, not a curated record. The coding region runs from base 1 to 3324 and encodes 1107 amino acids. Gene Ontology annotation, molecular function: calcium ion binding. NCBI's taxonomy places the organism in Eukaryota, Metazoa, Chordata, Actinopteri, Pleuronectiformes, Pleuronectidae. The transcript is spliced from 22 exons.